AAAUUGUUUGAAAGAGCAUCGCGACCUACCAGCUCCGUGUCUUUCGUAUCGCGAAUGACGAAUUUUUUCCUACAAUUUCGACGUUGAUGGCUGUAUGAACGAACGAGAGCAUCCGAUUACGGCUGUUCUAGCAGGACAGCGCGGCCUCGCUCGGGAAAAACGGGAAAGGUUGAAAAAACUGAAAACUCGUAGAUUUUUUUCGGGUCGCCGGCUACAUUUUUUCCUGCGACUUCAAUUAUUACGAACGAUCGCGUGCUGCUGUUCUCGUAAAACGCACGCGUUUCAAGCUGAAUUUCAAAGUUCGUGACAAGGGUGAAAAAUUGAAAAGCACAAAGCACAGAGAAAGCGCCGAGGCUGGCGUUGUCGCAUCGAAUCCGACCGGUUGCAUCGAUAGCCUACGAAAUACACGCAUCAUCGCUUCAUUGGUUUAUCGUAUACGAGGGAGCAGGUAUACGACUAUUUUCCGAACCAAGACACGAGAAUAAAGUAGCAAUCAUUUCUCGAGUUUGAAACGUGAAACGAGCGUCGAAUUCGUUUCGCUCUAGUUUAUGUUCCCAGUAACACUGUGUACGAUGUUAUAGACGAUAUUUAUCGAGUUGAGCGGCAGAUGUCUCGCGUAUUCUAACAGAUUCGUAUCUCAUUCUGUGUACGUACCUGUUAGAACGAUGGUAGAACGUUUCUGUUUCUACAGGACACGGAAUGGUGAACGUUGUUCCGGAAGAAAAAGCGUUCAGAUAACAGAAUGUUCGGAUAGUUGAGUACGUAUUUGGAUAAUAGGAACAGUAACAAUACAGGUCUCACCAAACUUACUUACUAAUUGAAUCGCCUGAUACACGAGAACUCGCUAAUUUAUUUCCACGAGUUUGGCCCACCUAUCUUGCAGUUAGUCGCGUUUUAUCUCUCGUCUCUCUCGUCUCUACAAAGCAUCUUGGUCUUCUCUAGUGAACGCGCUCGUUCCUGUUCCUUCAUCCUCCCGGUGAUCCUCCCGUUUUCAGCAACGUCGAUCACGGUCCAUCGGUUAGUCGAGUUUACGUUUAAAGUUUGAUGGUUUGGGCGCGCCACGAAUAACCACGAUGAGGAGCUCUCAGCCUUUUCUAUACGUUUCACAGACCUGUUGCCGCGAGCAGCGUAACGCAGGCAUCUUUGCGAUAAUACGAUCUAUUUUGGGAUUCUGUUCGGUUACCACGUUAUUUCGAAUCCUUUCCGCGUGUCGUACAUUCCUAGUAUUUAUCUGAUCCUUCGCGACUCUCCGCGCGUUUCCUUCGAAACAACAAUCGCUUAAGCAACGCAACGACUCGGUAGCUUUUAAUUGACGCGCGCAACAGCCCUGAAUUCGCUGCAGCCGGAGGCUCGUUGAAAAAUUUAUGGGUUCUUGACGCGGUUGUGGCGGGUUGAACGAUUUUAAAACUUUAACGAUCUGCAUCGGUCGAGUUAUUCGCAUAUUCGUCGAACAGAUGGAAACCCCAGUUGAAACGGCGAAACAGGUACCGCGGUGUUUGCGCAACGCGUCGAGAGAGUCGGCUUUGAAUUUCGCGAACGAUGCAUAAAAUGUAUCCGUCGAGCGUGCUCUCCGUUCUGUCUAUCGGCCAGAGAAUAUAGUUAGUUGGCUUACAUUACCGGGACUGGUUCUGCAGUUCAUCAAAGCUUGGUACAAUAAACACAAGUCAAACGCUCGCUAGCUGCUCCAGCCACGCGAAUUGCUUCCAUGGCAUGAGUGCAGUUCUGAUGAACGGGCUCCUAAUGCUGGGCUUCGUCGUAGCGACCAUGCGGGACACGAUGGUCCUUGGAUUUUCCGGGCCAACACUAGUCAUGGAUCAGGACAUCCCUUCGAGGAUUUGCAAGUACAGCAGGGGGUAUUCGAUGAUCCAAGUUCAUUGCAAGAAUUUAGGCCUCGAAUGGAUUCCUCCGCAUUUGAAGACGGAAAUUCAGGUGCUGGACGCGUCUGUGAACAGAGUGCGAGUGUUGACGAACGACAGUCUGGCGGCGUACACGAAUCUCGCCUAUGUUUAUCUGAGCGACAAUUUCAUCCAGGAGAUUCAGGAGGGAGCAUUCGAUAAUCUACGAUACCUGAGGGUGAUCGAUCUGUCGACAAACGGCUGCGAUUCCCUUCCCAAGAGUCUCUUCCAGUUACCGUAUCUCCAAAAGAUUUAUCUAGCCAAAAAUAGACUGAGCGACGACCUAUUCAAAAACAUGGAAGUGAAGUCUCCGUUGAUCUUCUUGCAGCUAGCGAAGAACAGGCUUAACAAGAUACCACAGCUGGGUCCGCUUCCCACGCUGUUGCACCUGAACGUUUCGGGCAACAGCAUUGCCUCUGUUUCUCCGGAGGAUCUGGCUUCCUUCUGUUCUUUACAGAUCCUUGACUUAUCUAAAAAUCCGAUCAAAUUCGACGCGAAUAGCUGCGAGUGCCAGACGUUGAACGCGUGGCUGCGCAUCCGCGGAAUUCAUUCGCGACCAGUCUACAACUGCACCGAAGAGCACGAAAGGGGAUGCACGAAACCGGAGUUCAGCAAUAGAACCACGGAACUGUACGAGCAGUGCUCGGAAAUACAGCGAUUGAAAGCGGAGACGGAAAAGGCCAGGAACACGUGGAUAUUGAUCGCCUGUUGCAUCUCUGGCUUCCUCUUCUGUCUGUUCAUUAGCUUGUUUUGCGUGCACAAGAGAAACAAGCGGAAGAAGAAGAAGCUAAAGGAAGAGCAGAGGCUAAACGCAAACAACGCAAAUACCGAGUUACUCAACAGUAAUUUAAACCAAUCGGAAAACACUUGA
This is a messenger RNA of Bombus impatiens (common eastern bumble bee), 2766 nucleotides long. RefSeq names its product slit homolog 3 protein (gene Lapsyn). The record is from RefSeq and is a predicted model, not a curated record. Gene Ontology annotation, molecular function: protein binding. The transcript has 3 exons. NCBI's taxonomy places the organism in Eukaryota, Metazoa, Arthropoda, Insecta, Hymenoptera, Apidae. Bases 1711 to 2766 code for a protein of 351 amino acids.